Linum trigynum is the source of this 2436-nucleotide messenger RNA. The record is from the annotation of a GenBank genome assembly. Lineage: Eukaryota; Viridiplantae; Streptophyta; Magnoliopsida; Malpighiales; Linaceae.
AUGGAAGGUGGCGGAAGUGAAGUUGAGGAGCAAGUCAUGGCAGAGGCGUCCCAAGAGAUGAACGAGCGGACGCCCAGCAGGAACGAGGACGAGGGAAGUCAAGAUCGGCAUCCGAGUUCUGAAGACGCCUCCAUCACUAAGAAGGACCUGGUUAAAAUUAUAGCUAAUCAAGAUGAGGCCAUCGGGAUGCUCAGGAGGGAGGUGGAGAUGCUGAAAGAAGGAGCGCCUAGCCCAAUGGCAAGGAAGAGAGAGAGGGCAUCAGAAGCUGAGGGAGAGUCCAGUUCGCUAAGACGCCUAGCAAGUAUGAGGCGCCUGGCCGACUAUGGUGACUCAGAGGGAGAAAGGAAUGUAUGGAUGCAGGGGCGCCCCCCGCGCCAGUUCGUGGUAAGGCAGCCAUUGGCUAGGAGCAUCCUCGUCGAGCCCGCAAAUACCAACAUUCCACCGCUUCCAACAUAUGAUGGGACAGCGGACCCGGAUGACCAUUUGAAUAAUUACUUCACCAAAAUGCAGUUGUAUAACAGUACGGACGCGACCUUGUGCAAGGUGUUCCCUUCCACCUUCGCGGGUGUGGUUCUAGAUUGGUACCAUCAGAUUGAAGAAGGGCGUAUAGAAGGUUUUGAGCAAUUCGCUGCCAUGUUUUUGGCGAAAUUUGCGAGCAGAAAGCGUCGUACAUUGACCGUAGGCGCCUUGUUCAAAAUAAAACAGAAGGAGGGGGAAACCUUGAGAGAGUUCUACGAGCGCUGGAUCCCAGUGGCCAUGGCGGUGAAGGACGUGCACCCGUCAGUGCUCGGAGUUAUCUUGGAAGAAUGCACCACAAGUGAAGAGCUUUGUCGGGCGCUGUCCAAAAAAGAUGUGGUAUCCACGGAGGACCUAGAUCGUAGGGUGCAAAAGGUCAUAGUGUUGGAGGAGACGUUAGCGGCGAGAAGAGCGGAUAGGCGCCGCUCCAGAGGAGAGGAAGGAGAAGGGGUGCGAAGGCAGGCGCCUAAUCCCAGGUCAACCUACGUGGGGGCGCCCUUCGGCUCAGCAAGAAAGAAUGAUCAAGGGCGCCCAACGCCUAGGGCGAAUCCGUUCACGGAGCUUAAUGACUCACCAAAAAAUGUGCUACAGUAUGUGAAGGACAAGGGGUAUCAUGUGAGGUGGCCCGGGCCUAUGAGAGGGCAACCCAAUCCUCAGAAUUUGGAUCGAUAUUAUGAUUUCCAUCGGGAGCGCGGGCAUAACACGGUAGAUUGGUAUCAGCUGAAAACCGAGUUGCAAGGGUUGGUUGACAGAGGCAGGUUCAAUGAGUUUGUCAAAAAACCGGAAGAGAAGGUUCAUAGAGCAUACACCGCCCGAGCAGCACCUAAGGAAGAUCUGCCCCCGCCUCCGUUUGAACUUGACCAGGAGAAGGCACCUGAAAAGGUGAGGCUUACGGUGGAAGCGAUCACUGGUGUAAUGGAUCUGAGGGUCAAGUUGGAGGCUGGAAGGCGCCUGAGAGCGGCGUCGGUUGGCCAACAAGGGGUGUACAUUAGUUUCAACCAGGCCCCCGAGGAAGCCUAUGGGAUACCUUCUUUGGAGGCGCUCGAGAUCCAAGGGGUUGUAGCUGGGUGCACUGUGAAGAGGAUGCUUGUGGACACCGGGAGUUCCAUGGACGUGCUGUUGUCUCCAGACCUGAUACGACCGUCGGACUCGGUACUAGUGGGAUUUUCGGGGGCACCUGCUAAGGUGAUUGGGCGCAUGCCCCUUCCCGUUACUUUGGGCGACGAAGAGCAGCGGGUCACGCAUGCUAUUGACUUUGGAAUUGUGGAUUGCCCUUCCCCUUACAACGCCAUACUUGGAAGACCCCUUUUAGCUCUGUUCAAUGGCGUUGCAUCUACUUGCCAUCAGACGUUGAAGUUUAUAGCACCGCAGGGAGUAGGCAUAGCUCGGGGUAGAGGCGCCCCGGUCUACGCUCAGCUGAAAGGUGCGCGGCCCCGGAAGAGUCAAAGGGUGAACAUGAUUGCAACGGAGGAGGCGCCCAGGGCUGAGGCGGCUGAUGAGGAACUGAUGGUUCCUUUGGAUGAGGGUCGGCUGGAGAGACAAGUAAGAAUGUCGGUGCAGGCGCCUCCGGAAAUGAUCGAAGGGUUGAUCGCUCUGUUGAGGGAGUUUGCGGAGCUGUUCGCAUGGAGUGCUAAGGAAAUGCCAGGGGUGACGCCUGAAACAGCGGUCCAUAGGCUGGCGGUGGAGGCGGGUAGGAAGCCUGUUCAACAAAAAAGGAGGAACCUGUCUCAAGAGAAGGAGGCGAUGCUUAGGGUGGAGGUGGACAAACUCCUUGAUGCUGGGUUUGUUGAGGAGGCAGCUUAUGUGACAUGGCUAUCCAAUGUGGUAUUCGUUCCGAAACCAGCGGGAGACUGGAGGAUGUGCGUGGAUUUUACGAGUCUCAAUAAGGCGUGCCCAACGGAUGCGUACCCAAUGCCUUGA